CCUCCCCAAAGCCUCGUAGGUCAUCGAACCCGCAUGCCGCCAAUGCCCAUCAUCCGUUAUCCAUGCCACCGACCGCCCAACAUCUUUCUGGUUGCACGUCGUCGUUUUCCUGCUGCCUGCCCCUGUCGAAUCUCGCCUGCAUUGCCAAUCUUGCCUUGCCUCCAGCCCGACUCCACACGGCCAGACCUACAUAUCUACGUACUACUCCGAACGUACAGACAUUCGCAAACCCAUUGUGUCGAGACCUACAUACCGCCUGCAUACGGCUCCAGUCCUCUCCUCGCUCCUCCUUGUUCCCGUCUUUCCAUUAACCUUGUCCCUGUCAAAGACAUGUAACACACCUUGUUCCGUAGCUAGUACGCUGGCUGCUAUGUCACUGGUUCCGUGGCGCUGUACUUGUUGGUUGUUGGUGUCUCUCUUUGCUUGCUUUUGAUUCUUGCCCAGGCUUAAUCCUCCGCCCCUUUCUCCUAUCACCCUUCGGAAACGCCCAUCAUCUCUCACCGGUCUUUUGAUCACAUUUUCACGGAACACACGAAAAGUGGAAAUCUGAUAGAUCAACUUUUCCCUCUCCGCCUCUCCGCCUCUCCGCCU
Ilyonectria robusta is the source of this 591-nucleotide messenger RNA. RefSeq lists its product as uncharacterized. The record is from RefSeq and is a predicted model, not a curated record. NCBI's taxonomy places the organism in Eukaryota, Fungi, Ascomycota, Sordariomycetes, Hypocreales, Nectriaceae. The transcript has a single exon. The coding region runs from base 34 to 336 and encodes 100 amino acids.